Molecule: messenger RNA, 1046 nt
Organism: Penicillium brasilianum
Lineage: Eukaryota; Fungi; Ascomycota; Eurotiomycetes; Eurotiales; Aspergillaceae
Source: the annotation of a GenBank genome assembly
AUGCUUUUUAAGAAAUUUGCAUCGUUGCUCACGUUUUGUCUCGCCGUGUUUGGCGCUGGCGAGCCUGAUAAUGCAAUUUCAACCCUUUACCAGUUUCCCCAUGGCUCAUGGCUCGAGAACCUCGAGAUGGGUCCUUCCAGCAGCAUCCUCGCGACUAGACUUGAUAUCCCUGCUGUUUACCAAAUUAUACCUCCUCAGGCUCAAUGCGGUCCAGGUGCUGGAAUAAUUUCUGCGAAGCUUAUUCAAUCCUUUCCCAGUGCGACCGGCGCCCUAGGGAUCGCUGAGUACAGGAAGAAUCACUUUGCAGUCAUUACUGGAAAUUACAGCCUCGAGACGCAUGAUUCUACGGUGGGGAGUUAUGCUGUGUGGGACGUGCGGUUUUGGGGUGCCGGCCUCAACCACGUCACCGCUAAGAAGAUUACCGAUAUCCCCGAGGCAGGCUUUCCGAACGGAAUGACAGUGAUAAACAAGGGUUCUGGCACCCUACUUAUCGGAGAUAGCUGGAAUGGGACCGUCUACCGACUGGAUCCGGAUACCGGUCACUACGAAGUGGUCUUGGAAGACGAGACUAUGAAGCCACCUCCGGGAGAGAACUUGGGUUUAAACGGCAUCCACACUGUGAACGUCGGCCACGAAACAUUCUUAUACUAUACCAACAGCCUGAAGGAGACGCUUGGUCGAGUACGAAUCAAUUCAGUCAGUGGACGCGCAACUGGUCCCUACACUACACUCGCAACUGGUGUCUGGGGCGACGAUUUCACAUAUGACCGAGUGACCGGAGAUAUAUAUGUGGCUGGGAACUUUGAGAACAUUAUCACGAAGCUGAACCGCGAGGGCAGCACGGAGGGCAUCAUUGGCGCGGAAAAUCAGCUCACCGUGGCUGGCGCAACCAGCGUGUUGCUGGGAGGUGAAAGCGACAGAAUACUCUAUGUUGCUACAUCCGGUGCGCUGGCUGCCCCUGUAAACGGCACUAUUACCGAGGGUGCAAAAAUCGUUGCUAUCAAAAUCGAGCAGUUGUAGUGAUGGUUUUCCAGGUGCUAUCCGAC